Balaenoptera ricei (Rice's whale) is the source of this 5200-nucleotide messenger RNA. RefSeq names its product multiple EGF like domains 6 (gene MEGF6). Lineage: Eukaryota; Metazoa; Chordata; Mammalia; Artiodactyla; Balaenopteridae. The transcript is spliced from 36 exons. The record is from RefSeq and is a predicted model, not a curated record. Bases 154 to 4635 code for a protein of 1493 amino acids. Gene Ontology annotation, molecular function: scavenger receptor activity; calcium ion binding; protein binding.
CUCACGCUCGGCUGGACCCGGCGCGGCACCUGUGGCUGCGCCCCGUGCGCCCCCCGGGCCAUGGCGCACGUGGAGACGGCGGCUCCGAGCGCCCGCCUGGGCCGCCUGUGAGCCGGGGACCGGAGGAGGGACCGGCGCGGCGCGGCGGGCACGAUGCCUUUCCUUCCGGAGGCGGGGGCGGCGGGGCGCGCGGUGGCCCUGGCCCUGGUGCUGCUGCUUCUCCCCGUCGUGUCAGCGGGCGCCGGCGCCCUGUUCCGCCUGCAGCCCGGCAUGCCCAACGUGUGUGCGGAGCGGGAGCUGACCCUGGUGGGCCGUCGCCAGCCCUGCGUGCAGGCCUUCAGCCAAACGGUGCCCGUGUGGAGGCCGGGCUGCGGGCGGCAGGCCUGGUGUGUCGGCCACAAACGCAGAACCGUCUAUUACACGGGCUACAGGCAGGUGUACGCCAUGGAGGCCCAGACCGUGUUGCGGUGCUGCCCGGGGUGGAACCAGCAGCCCGGAGACCAGGGCUGCCUCUCCCCCCAGUGCAGCCCCGGCCUCUGCUUUAACGGCGGCCACUGCGUGCCCAACUCGGCCCAGCUGUGCCACUGUCCCCGCGGCUUCCACGGUCCCCGCUGUCAGUACGAUGUGGACGAGUGCCAGGUGCACAACGGCGGCUGCCAGCACAGGUGUGUGAACACGCCAGGCUCCUACCUCUGUGAGUGCAAGCCCGGCUUCCGGCUCCACGCGGACGGCAGGACCUGCCUGGCCAUCAACUCCUGCGCCGUGGGCAAUGGCGGCUGCCAACACAACUGUAUUCAGCUCACGGUGACCCAGCACCGCUGCCAGUGCCGGCCCGAGUUCCAGCUCCAGGAGGAUGGCAAGCGCUGCACCCGGAGAAACCCGUGUACGGACCGGAACGGCGGCUGCAUGCACACGUGCCGGGCGCUCCGGGGCCUUGCCCACUGCGAGUGCCAUGCAGGAUACUGGCUGGCAGCAGACCGCAAGGCCUGCGAAGAUGUGGAUGAAUGUGCCACAGGCCUGGCCCAGUGUGCCCACGGCUGCGUCAACACUCACGGGUCCUUUAAGUGUGUAUGCAACGCAGGCUACGAGCUGGGUGCCGAUGGCCGGCAGUGCUACCGGAUCGAGAUGGAGAUAGUGAACAGCUGCGAGGCGGACAACGGCGGCUGCUCCCACGGCUGCAGCCACAGCAGCACAGGGCCCAUCUGCACCUGCCCCCGCGGCUACGAGCUGGACGAGGACCAGAGGACGUGCAUUGAUGUCGAUGACUGUGUCGAUUCCCCGUGCUGCCAGCAGGUUUGCACCAAUAGCCCUGGCGGCUACGAGUGCAGCUGCUAUGCCGGCUACCAGCUUGGCGCCGACGGCUGCGGCUGUGAGGACGUGGACGAGUGUGCCUCCGGCCGUGGCGGCUGCGAGCACCGCUGCACGAACCUGGCCGGCUCGUUCCGGUGUUCCUGCGAGGACGGCCACCUGCUGGACGAGGACCGCCGGGGCUGCAGCCCCCUGGAGGUGCCCGAGGUGGGCCUGGACGGCCACCUGCCCCUCGUGCAGCCCCUCCCGCACGUGGCAGUGCUCCAGGACGAGCUGCCCCACCUCUUCCAAGAUGACCACGUCGGGGCCGAGGCGGAGGAGGAGGAGGAGUUGCGGGGCGAGCACACGUUGGAGGAGAAGUUUGUCUGCCUGGACGACUCUUUUGGCCCAGAUUGCAGCUUGACCUGCGCUGACUGCAGGAAGAGGGGGACCUGCCUCCCCAGCCUGCGUGGCUGUGACUGCCCCGACGGCUGGACCGGGCUCGUCUGCAAUGAGGCUUGUCCCCCAGACACCUUCGGGAAGAACUGCAGCUUCUCCUGCAGCUGUCAGAACGGCGGGACCUGCGACCCUGUGACGGGGGCCUGCCGCUGCCCUCCGGGUGUUAGUGGAGCCCACUGUGAGGACGGCUGCCCCAGAGGCUUCUACGGCAAGCACUGCGGUAAGAAGUGCCACUGUGCCAACCGGGGCCGGUGCCACCGCCUCUACGGGGCCUGUCUCUGCGACCCGGGGCUCUAUGGCCGCUUCUGCCACCUGGCCUGCCCACCGUGGGCCUUCGGGCCGGGCUGCUCGGAGGAGUGCCAGUGUGAGCAGCGGAAUACGCGCGCGUGUGACAGGAGGGACGGCAGCUGUGCCUGCAAGGCGGGCUUCGGGGGCGAGCGGUGCCAGGAUGAGUGCCAGCCCGGCUUCUUUGGGCCAGGCUGCCGGCAGGCGUGCACCUGCCCCCCGGGGGUGGCCUGUGACCCCAUCAGCGGCCAGUGUGGGAAGCAGUGUCCUGCCGGCUACCAGGGGGAGGACUGCAGCCAAGAGUGCCCGGCCGGGACGUUCGGCAGGAACUGCUCAGGCUCCUGCUUCUGUGAGGGGGCCCCCUGCGACCGGGUCACGGGGCAGUGCCUGUGCCCUCCUGGGAGGACCGGGGCUGACUGUGGGGCAGAUUGUCCUGAGGGUCGCUGGGGGCUCGGCUGCCAGGAGAUCUGCCCGGAGUGCGAGCACGGUGCCUCCUGUGAGCCUGAGACCGGAGCCUGCCUGUGCCGCCCCGGCUUCACGGGCAGCCGCUGCCAGGACACUUGCCCAGCAGGCUGGUUUGGGCCCAGCUGCCAGAUGCGAUGCUCCUGCAUCAACGAUGGGCUCUGCCACCCGGUGACUGGCCGCUGCAGCUGCGCCCCGGGGUGGACCGGCCUCCGCUGCCAGAGAGCCUGUGACAGCGGCCACUGGGGACCCGACUGCAGCCACACCUGCAACUGCAGCGCAGGCCACGGGAGCUGCGACGCCGUCAGCGGCCUGUGUCUGUGUGAGGCCGGCUAUGUGGGCCCGUGGUGCGAGCAGCGGUGUCCCCAGGGCUACUUCGGGCCGGGCUGUGGGCGGCAGUGCCAGUGUGAGCACGGGGCAGCCUGUGACCAUGUCAGCGGGGCCUGCACCUGCCCGGCCGGCUGGAGGGGAACCUUCUGUGAGCGCGCCUGCCCGGCCGGCUUCUUUGGAGUGGACUGCCACCGCGCCUGUGACUGCAGCACCGGGGUGCCCUGUGACGCCGCGAACGGCUCCUGCCUCUGCCCUGCUGGCCGCCGGGGCCCCCGCUGUGCCCAGACUUGCCCAGCCCACACGUACGGCCACAACUGCAGCCAGGCCUGCUCCUGCUUUAAUGGGGCCUCCUGUGAUCCUGUCCACGGGCAGUGUCGCUGUGGCCCUGGCUGGAUGGGGCCCACCUGCCUACAGGCCUGUCCCGCGGGCCUCUACGGCGAGGACUGUCAGCAUUCGUGCCUCUGCCGGAACCAGGGCACCUGUGACCCUGUCUCAGGCCACUGCACCUGCCCAGAGGGCUGGGCUGGGCUGGCCUGUGAGAAGGAGUGCCUCCCGGGGUUCUUCGGAGCCGGCUGCCAGCACGUCUGCGGGUGCCUCCACGGCGGCCUCUGUGACCGGCACACAGGCCACUGCCUCUGCCCGGCCGGCUGGACCGGGGACAAGUGCCAGAGCCCCUGCCCGCCCGGCUGGUUUGGAGAGGCCUGUGCCCAGCGCUGCCAGUGCCCACCCGGCGUUGCCUGCCACCACGUCACCGGGGAGUGUCACUGUCCCCCAGGCUUCACUGGGCCCGGCUGUGAGCAGGGGUGCCCGCCCGGGCAGUUUGGGCCCGGCUGUGAGCAGCUGUGUGGGUGUCUCAACGGGGGCUCCUGUGACGCGGCCACAGGGGCCUGCCACUGCCCCUCUGGGUUCCUCGGAAGCGACUGCGGCCUCGCCUGUCCACACGGCCGCUUCGGCCCCGGCUGUGCCCACGUGUGCGGGUGUGGACAGGGGGCGGCCUGCGACCCCGUGACCGGCACCUGCUCCUGCCCCCCCGGGAGGACCGGCGUCCACUGUGAGCACGGUUGCCCCCAGAACCGGUUUGGUGCGAACUGUGAGCACGUGUGCUCCUGCAGAAACGGGGGCCUGUGUCACGCCGCCAACGGCAGCUGCUCCUGCGGCCUGGGCUGGACGGGGCUGCACUGCGAGCUGGCCUGCCCCGCUGGGCGCUACGGUGCCGCCUGCCGCCUGCGGUGCUCCUGCCGCAACCACGGCGCCUGUGAGCCCUCGUCGGGCGCCUGCCACUGCGGCCCCGGCUUCUACGGCCAGACCUGCGAGCACCCCUGUCCCCCUGGCUUCCACGGGGCUGGCUGCCGGGGGACGUGCGAGUGUCAGCACGGCGCCCCCUGCGACCCCGUCAGUGGCAGGUGUCUCUGCCCUGCCGGUUUCCGCGGCCAGUUCUGCGAGAAGGGGUGUGAGCCGGGGUCGUUUGGAGAAGGCUGCAGCCAGCAGUGUGACUGCGAGGACGGGGUGCCCUGUGACCCCGUCACCGGCCACUGCCUAUGCCCCCCGGGGCUCACGGGGGCCACCUGUGACCUGGGCUGCAGCAGGGGCUUCUUCGGGCCAGGCUGUGCCUUGCGCUGCUCCUGCGGGGGUGGGGCUGACUGCGACGCUGUCAGUGGGCAGUGCCACUGCGUGGACGGCUACAUGGGGCCUAUGUGCCAGCAGGGUGGGCCCUCCCAGUUCCCCGAGACCGCAUCCCCAGCCCUUGGCCCAGUGGCUUCACCAUCAGCCUCUCACCGCCCCGGCCUCAGCAGCAGCGCAGAGAAGCACUAGCUCAGGGGCAGCCCCCGCCGAGGCCCGUCUCCCAGGGGCCGCUGAGAGGACCCAGGGGCCUUGGUGACCACUGAGGAGGGACGCCGGGGGCCGGGACUCUGGCCCCGCCCUUGUCUCCGAGGCCUGGGGACAGUCGUGCAGCUGCAAGGAUCGUCUGGCCACGAGGACGGAGGCCCUGCCCGGCCGGGCUCUGCAGCACCGGGGCACCGGCGCGGGGACCACAGUGUGGAGGAAGCCCCCCGACCGGCGCCCUGGGGUGGGACUGCGGGCAGGUGUGGGUGCAGGUGCGGGCGUGAGGCCCCCUGACCUCGGAGCAGGUUCUUCUGGUGCUAGGCCCUGGGACUGCUGCAGCUCAGCCUGUUUACCUGGAAACAGCGGGGCCGUAUUUAUGGAAAGGUAUUUAUGGGCAACCAGACAUGCCCACUGCACCCCUGGGCUCUGGAGGGCUGCCCGCCUCCUGCCCAGCCUGGGAAGCCCUGACUCGGGACUGCGGGGCCCUGAGGGGCCUCUGGGUGGGCGCUUCGGUACCAUGUGAAACCCAGGAAGUUAAGAAAGGAGCAGCCAC